This is a messenger RNA of Annulohypoxylon maeteangense, 1135 nucleotides long. Its product is annotated as UPF0041-domain-containing protein. Gene Ontology annotation, biological process: pyruvate import into mitochondria. Gene Ontology annotation, cellular component: mitochondrial inner membrane. The coding region runs from base 350 to 757 and encodes 135 amino acids. The transcript is spliced from 3 exons. NCBI's taxonomy places the organism in Eukaryota, Fungi, Ascomycota, Sordariomycetes, Xylariales, Hypoxylaceae. The record is from RefSeq and is a predicted model, not a curated record.
UACUAAAAUGUCUACUGGAAUAAAGUAAAUAAGCGGGACCCAGCUGACUACAGCUGGGUAAUGGUUGGUUGUUAUUUCCCAAUAUCCAGGGGGUUACAGCAGGUUACAGGUGCGGUGUUGCUUAUGACGCUUAUCGGAUCUAUCCAACCAGCCAACAAAUUGCGACCCGCCAAACUGGCAAACUGCCCCAAAUUGCCCCAUUGGAAAUUUUCCCACAGUAUCCGAAUCGGACACCCGACCUUUUUUCAAGGAUCCCUUCACCGGCGCGCAACUUUUAACGACAACGUUAUUUGCUUUGCAAACCUUCCUACCUUUCCGUCGUUGUUUGAUAUCCCGGUGACAGAUCAAGAUGGCAGCCUUUUUCAAAGCAGUAAACGCCAAGAUUAGGUCGAACCCGACCGUGAGCUACUUCUGCUCUACACAUUUUUGGGGGCCUGCGUCGAACUUCGGUAUUCCAGUUGCAGCAGUUAUGGACGCACAGAAAUCACCUGAACUGAUUUCCGGCCAAAUGACUCUCGCCCUCACAAUUUACUCGGCAACCUUCAUGCGAUACGCCCUCGCCAUAACACCCAGGAACUACCUCCUUUUCCUAUGCCACUUCAUCAACGAGGGCUCGCAAAUAACACAAGGGUACCGAUAUCUUCAAUGGCAUCAUUGGGGCGGAAAAGAGAAGGCCGGCGUCAGCGGUGCUGUUGAAGAAGCAAAAGAGAAGGCCGCUGCAGCCAGCGAUAAGAUCAAAGAGGCAAUCUCGAAAUAGAGUUCUCCAAAAUAUGGAACAUUCUUGGCGUCAAUCAUAUAUUUUGUGGAAUCUGUUACCGGCGAUGUUAUGCAUUCGACUAGAGGGGUCGCACAUAUGCGUUUAGAGUGAUCUCAACUCUUCAACAGAGGGGCUGAGGGGAGGGUUUGGAUGGAAUCAUGCGUAAAUGAGUGAAGGAGUGUCAUGACUUUGUACUUCUAGUGCAUCAAAAGGGCCAUAAAGUCAUUUCUGUGGUAAUCGCCUUAAACUAGAAUUAGAAUUAGCAAUGAGGUUCUGAUUCUAAUCACUCCAGCUCUUUGGUGACACUCAUACAUGGAAGAAACGUCUGGUAACGAGGUACGUUAGUGAAUUUCUCUAAACCGGGGAACUCAUCCGCAA